GUUUGUUGAAGUAGCAGAUAAAAGAGAUUUUUUUACUCAGCAACUUGCCAAAAGGAAUCUAUGAGUUUUGAGCAAGUUUGGAAGUUGCUGAAAUCAACCUCAGCUUUGACUUUUGCACCAUGGACAAUGUUACAGAGAAGGUACAGCCUUUAUCUAUGGAAGUCAAUUUAAGAAACAUGGUAAAAGCUCUGUUUGAGAAUAGCCACGCUUCCUCAGAGAAAGGAAUGCUUCGAUGGAAUCUUCACAAUAAAGUCCAGUCCCAUCCGUCCUGCACAGUUGCACUGGUCAGAAAACUGGUCAAACAACUGCAAAAGUGCAUAGAUAAGCUACAGAUGUGUGAGUCCCAUGUGCAUGUCAUUCCCAUUCUCCACACACUCUACUAUGUGGUUUUACAGUCUCCUGUGGUGAUCCCGGUCAAACUGUACCAGAGCAUGUAUGGCUGUUUGAUGAGGCUGCUCAUAUUACCGCUCCCUCAUAGCGCUGUAGCCCUGAGCACAGUCAAGAGCAUCAGGACAGAGCUGUUCACUCCAGGCUCUUUGUACCACAGAAGAGUUAUUGCAGAGCAGAGCCUCAAAAAUGACCACGUCAAUCUUCAAGAGAGAGUGUUUCUUCUGGCUGACCCGGAGCUCUUCUCAGACCCACUGGAGGCCACAAUGAGGGCAGACCUGGAGGUGAGCAGCUCCCUCAGAGACCCUCUGGUUCUAAAGAGAAAAGUGGUGCUAAGGUUACUGCAGUUGGGACUGGGCUCCUUCUGUCACAGUCCCACAAUACAGCAAGCACUGGAGAGCUUAGGAGAGCAGAGUCUGGAGGCCAUCUUCCAGGAGACUGUUCUUGCAGUGGAGCAGGGCGUGCAGAAAGGCCCUGAGGGGUGGAGAGACUACAUUGACCAUCUGCAAAUGAUUUACACCCAAGUUUUGACAUCCUGUGACAAAGCAAUAGGCUAUGAAAACAACACUGUUUACCCCAUCACCAUGCCUUACCCUGAAAUCAACUUCAUUCUGUGGAACGAUGAAGAGGAUCUGUGGAAUGCACUUACAACCUUUACUCUGAGAUCCAGCUUUGACAUCGAUGACAAAAGCCAGCGUGCAUCAGUGCAGUCUAAGAACCUGAAGGAGCUCAACAAGGGACCUCCCCAGAUUCCUCAGAGAAGCAUGAGCAACCUUUCCAAGAGGAGGAAUGCUUUUAAGGACACCAAACCUGGCAACCAGCUCAGUCUGAUGGACGAGAAGAUGGAGAGCUCCUCCACUAUCUCCUCCUCCAGCAGAGAGCAGCGUAGCCACACGGCCCGCAUCGUUGUCAUGGGAGAUGACCGCAUCCUGGGGAAACUGGCCAGUGCGUACUGCAGCAUUCGGGAAAAGGAGUCCAAGCACAUAAGGCUUACUAAGAAGAUCAAUUUGCAGUUCUAUUACAUUCCAGUGACUGAUGUAGAGGCAUCUGUCCCUCUGCAGCCUAACACCACAGAGCAAGCCAGGCUAUCUAUCGCUUCUUUUUUGGGAAAAGUGGAUUCCUGGUAUGACGUCAAUAUCAACAUCCUCCAAUCUGCCAUGCCCAGAACUGCUGGAAUGCAGAAUACGAAUCACAACAAACCAUCAGAGCAGAACCUCUUUUUUCUGGACACUCUUAAUUACUAUUUACGCUGUGGAAUACAGAAGGUUAACCUGCCACUUUACAAAGUUAUGAUGACGCGCAGUAAUGAAGUGAGCUCAGUCAUAGAGGAGGUGUUUGUGUCCAGCCUGGAGGCAGACGUGGCCGAGUUUAAACAUCUCAAAGACAAAAGUGCCAAAUCAUACAAUCGAAGAAAGAGGUCAGUUGAAGUAUUUGGAGGCGUCAUGUCAGUCAGUUACACACAAGUGUUUGUGAGUAAACGUGAGCAGCUGAAAGGAGUGUGUCCAAUGGCGUGCAGUGCGGUCAUCACCUCUGAGCCUUCUGUAACACACGGUGAAGGAUACCUUGGUGUCAGAUUUAACUCUGUGAACCUAGAGGAGAACACAAAGAUCUUCACUAAAACCAUUAGCAUCAAAGCAAUGGAAAAUCGGACACUGGUGGUUUGUUUGGAUAAGGACUUCCGCAGGACAUAUAGUAACAUCCAAAGGAUUGAAGUGUCGCCUUAUGUGGAUCCAGGGUGUAACAUCCGGACCAGAUUUUCCAUGAGCAUAACCAAAGACCUGCCUUUGAGCAAAUACGUGGACAAAAUCUUAUCACUGCCAAUCAACACCUUCAGUGGAGUGACCAGCUGAAAGACUGCAGAAUACUUACAUACUGUGCAUUACCAUUUUAAAUAUUGUCAGCCCAUCUGCUACUCAACAAUAUUUUAUGGAUUUAAGUAAAUAAAAGCCCAUGUAUGUAUGUUAAAUAAACACGUGAUCACAAAUACAACUUAAUUAAACUUGAUGAAAGUACUUGAAUGUGAUCUCUGUAAAUAGCUUAUGUGGAUAAUUCAUAUGUUUUCGUCUUUAUACUUGUCUGAAAUAAAGAAUAAAAAC
This is a messenger RNA of Boleophthalmus pectinirostris (great blue-spotted mudskipper), 2483 nucleotides long. RefSeq names its product phosphoinositide-3-kinase, regulatory subunit 6b (gene pik3r6b). The coding region runs from base 120 to 2237 and encodes 705 amino acids. The transcript is spliced from 19 exons. Gene Ontology annotation, biological process: G protein-coupled receptor signaling pathway; positive regulation of MAP kinase activity. Lineage: Eukaryota; Metazoa; Chordata; Actinopteri; Gobiiformes; Gobiidae. Gene Ontology annotation, cellular component: phosphatidylinositol 3-kinase complex, class IB. The record is from RefSeq and is a predicted model, not a curated record. Gene Ontology annotation, molecular function: 1-phosphatidylinositol-3-kinase regulator activity.